This is a messenger RNA of Saprolegnia diclina VS20, 3294 nucleotides long. RefSeq lists its product as hypothetical. Lineage: Eukaryota; Oomycota; Saprolegniomycetes; Saprolegniales; Saprolegniaceae. Gene Ontology annotation, cellular component: catalytic step 2 spliceosome. The transcript has 10 exons. The record is from RefSeq and is a predicted model, not a curated record. Gene Ontology annotation, biological process: negative regulation of RNA catabolic process; regulatory ncRNA-mediated post-transcriptional gene silencing. Gene Ontology annotation, molecular function: protein binding. Bases 1 to 3294 code for a protein of 1097 amino acids.
AUGUUUUCGGCAGGCCGCGCAACGCAGCCGGCAGCGCCGACAGAGGCUCAGGCGAUAGCAUGGCUUAAUGUGGGCAAGAGCUACAAGGCCGGCGAAGACGACGAUGAUACGAACGAAGGGUUCACGCCCGUGGCCCCGUCGCGCCAGCCCACUGGUCCCAUCGCGCUGCCCAAGCCUGCGCGUCGCGCCGAGGAGCCGCGGGCGCUUGCGCAUAAGCGGCCGAUCGCUCCUCCUUCCAAGGUCGACAAGCUCUACGAAAUCGAUCACGGCAAGGACAAGGACAAUCUCUUUUACGGCACGCUCAACGCGACCGACGUGCCCCGGUACCAUCUCUUCAAGCGCAAGCGCGAGGCGGACGACGAAGCGUCAUUGCGCUACUUUGACGCCAAGCACAAGGUCUCGGCGCUGUCGCUGCACCUCCCGACCGAGCGUGGCGAACGAGCAACCGACGACGACGGCGCGCCCUUCCUUGCGCUCGAGCCGUAUACGCCGAUCCGCGACGAGGACGCAGAGCUCGAGAGCCAGCGGCGCGAGGCGCGUGUCGUGGCGCAGAACAAGCACUUCAACGCGGCGCUGCGCCAGGACCCGUCCAACGUCGACCUCUGGCUCGCCUACAUGCACGUGCAAGCCGACGCGCUCGGCGACAUGAAAUCCAAGGCCAAGCAGCGCGCGCUUCUUCUCGAAAAGCAAGUCGCGAUCUGGUCGCGUGCGAUGCUAGCCAACCCGACGUCGGACGCGCUUGUGCAGUUGCAGUGGUUUCUCUGCAUGCAGCGCUCGGACGAAGCCGACAUCCUCGCCGAGCUCGAGCGCAGCGUCUUGGCGCACCCCGAGCACGCUGACGCGUGGCUGCACUUGCUCCAGCGCAAGCAGAUGCAGUUUGGCGCCUUCUCUGUCGCGGCGCUGCGCGACCUCUUUGCCCGCAUGAUCCAGUCGGUUCAAAUGCGGUCGGCAUCCUCGGACGUGCGCGACGCGACGCUUGUGCAUUUUGCGACGCUUCUCUGCCGCAUGGAGGCGCAGAGCGGGUACGUCGAGCGCAGCAUUGGGCUCCUCCAAGCACUCCUCGAGCUCAACGUGAGCUGCCGGUCGCCACAUGCAAUGACCGAGUUUGGAGCGUACUGGGAGCAGCAUGGCUCGUCGUGGGGCGAGCGCGGGGUGGAUGCCGGCGACGUGCCACCGUUGUCGACGACGCUGCCGUCCAUGGAGACGUUUAUCGCAAGCGUCCAAGAGCGCAGUGAGCGGUCGCUGGAAGCGUCGCAGCCGCCUCUGCACUUGCGCGGGCUGCCACACCACCAGCCCGAGAGCUCCGAGGCCCGCGGAGUCGACGCCUUUUCGGACGAGCAUUUUUCCAAGCACGAAGGGGACAACGGCCAAGACGAAGGCUAUGUGUGGAGCAACAUUCACGGCCACCGCGUGCAUAUCAAGGACGCCGAAGACGCCGCCGAGUACGAGCGCAUCUUGCGCGAGCUUCGGUCCAACCAGCCCGAGGUCGACGAUGUAGCCAUCACGAAGAAGAAGGCAAAAACAUCCGCGAACGACGUGGACGAACGCCUCGCGUUUGAUCGGCUCCAGGACGACAACGAGCAUGCAUCUUUGCUGCUCGAAGAGGACUUGCUCAUGGCGACGCAGUGGCGCCCGCUGCGUCCAAACGACCCCGCCGACGCCCCACUGAUCGACGAGCAGCCCGACCGUGUCUUGCUCUUCGACGAGAUCCAGCCCUUCCUCUUUACAGUCCAGCCGCGUGUGCACAUGAACCUCUUCCUUGCGCUCGUCGCCGAGGUCGGCAUCCGACCGAGAUACAGCACCCCCGAGUACAUGUACGCGGAUGCGCUGGAUACAGACGGACUCGAAAAUCUCUGCGACGCCUUUUUCCAAAGCGACGCACCGGCGAUCGAACCGCGCAGGAUGCUGGACUCGCUCCUCCACGACAGCAUCGUCGUGGCUCGCGAUACGCUCUUGGAUCCGUCCAAGCUCGCGUGGGCGCGGCGCCUUCUUCUGCAGGGCUACGCGCAGCUGCAGCGGGUCGAGUGCCUCGGUCUGGCGCUCGACCUCGAGACGCAUGUCGGCAUGCACCUCGGCGAGCACGAGCCGGCGCGCACCUUUGCCAAACAUGUGCUCUCGGCCGAGCCGUCGUCGCUUUUGCUUUACGAGCGCUAUGCGUGCAUGGAGUGGCGGUUUGGCAAUGACAAGAUGACGAGCCGCAUCUGCGAAAAGGCAUCGGCGUCCGCCGCCAACUCGCUCGAGACGCACCGCUUUGCGUACUGGCGCGUUCGCUUCGAGCUCAACCAAGCGGACGACAAUGUCGGCUGUUUGUGGCGGUGUCUCUACCUUCUCUACGCCAUCUACGACCCUACAGUCGAGUCGCUCGCCAGAGCCUGCAAGCGGCUCAAGAAGCAAAAGGCACCUCCAAGCGCGCUCCUGACGCCGACGAUGCAGGUCCGUUUGCAUCAAAGCACGCAGCGAGACGUCCAAGCCGCCUUGGAUGCGCUGGGUACUGAGACCCAGGCGACUGUCAGUGUGCCCAUCACCGCCGUGUGUCUCUACCAUGCGCUGCUGGUGGAGUUUGUGCUCGGUGGGUGCGCGUGCGAACUCCUCUUGACGCGUCUCCGCACUUCGGUCGACGCUCUCGACACUGCCUCGCGCUUGGGUCGAUGGCAUAACUCGACGACCGUCGUUGAUGUCGCACGCCAGUGGUUCCUCGCUGCGGGCUUGGACCUGCUCCUCCGGACCGGCGCCUCGCCCAAGCAGUGGCGUGUGGGCACCCACUUGGCCGUCUCGACCGUGCAAUCGCAGUCGGUGUUUGCCGCGCUGUUUGUGGACGCCGAGAAGAAGAAUACGAUGGCUCAGCAAGUGCGGCGGUUCGUCCAAGGCGCGGUGCAGGCCGCGCAGAAGCAGUUCGACGCACCCUCGCCCCAGCUCUGGCUCGUCGCGCUGCUCGCAGAGCUCUACCGUGCGGGGCCGAGCGACGCGGCGUGCUGCGCGCGUCACGCAUGGGGCGCCGUCGCCAUCCAGCGCAUUCGCAAAGUCUUCGAAGAUAGCCUAUCCCACGCCAGUUGGCGCAGCGAAGGGUGUGCUGUGCUGUGGCGGCUCUACCUCCGCUUCGAAGUGCACGUCGGCUGCGUCGACCGCGCGACCAAGGUCCUCUACCGCAGCAUCCACAAGUGCCCAUGGUCCAAGGCACUGUAUCUGGAUGCGAUCCGGGUCCUCGGCCCAUACCUCCCGAGUGAGACCCACCACGAAAUCCUCGGGUGGCUCGUCGCCAAAGAGCUCUAUUUGCGCUUUGAGAAGGACUCUUAG